AUGUCCUCUUUGUCGAACGGAGGACAAGGACAAGGCGUGGACGCGAAUUGGAAACCGCACCAACCGGUCCAAUCGAAACGCCCUGCCUACCUCCCCGAGGAUACCCCACAUACGAAGAAAUGGCUGGAUUCGGACGCGUCGAAAGCGCCGAUCGAUUGGAUCAACGAAGUUCCACCGAUUGGCGUGAACGCGAGUAAAGUGAACUGCCACUCUCCUGGCGCGUGUAAGGAGAGGUUCGGGGAAGGCGCCGCGCUCGGUGCGCCGGCGACUUUUUACACCUUGGCGGAUACGAGCGUGGAGAAUCCGGCGAAAUGCAAGUAUUGCGGACUGAGGUUUUAUAGUUUAGAAGGGAGUCAUUGA
Molecule: messenger RNA, 360 nt
Organism: Bathycoccus prasinos
Lineage: Eukaryota; Viridiplantae; Chlorophyta; Mamiellophyceae; Mamiellales; Bathycoccaceae
Exons: 1
Coding region: 1-360 (119 amino acids)
Source: RefSeq, a predicted model, not a curated record